AAUUUACUUAAAAUCUUAAUUGUAUUAUUUAGUUAAAGAUGACAGAUGAUCGUCGUUGGAUGUAUAGACGACGAGGUCCUCGUGGAGAUUGUGAUGCCGAAUUCUUUAAUGGAUUACAACAAUUUUUUGAUUUCAUCUAUAGUUGUCCUGGUGUUCACUUGAAUGACGAAAUUCGUUGCCCCUGUAGUAAAUGUGGAAAUUUACCUCACCACAACAAGGCAACUGUAACAGACCAUCUGUUGAGAUAUGGUUUCAUGGAUGCAUAUUCUGUGUGGUGGGCACAUGGUGAAACUUUAAGUAACAAUGUUGAUCCAUGGUUAGCUACAAGUGAUGUGGCAUCCUCAAGUAAUAUUCAGGAACAUGUUAAUAUUGAGGAACAUGUUAAUGCUGAGGAUGAUAUCCAUCACAUGGUUUAUGAUGCAUUUUGUCCAUCUGAAAACGAUCACCCUAGAAAUGAAAUAGAGUUCGCAACUGAAAAUGUUGGGGAUGCGCCAAAUAGACAUGCACAAUCUUUUUAUGACUUGUUGCGUGCUUCAACCAUCCCACUUGGACCAUCAUCUAAUAAUCAAACAUUGCUUGGAUGGUUAUCAUAUAUGCUGCAUUGCAAAGCCAAAAACAACAUAACUGGUGUUGGUUACAAUGACAUCAUUCAGGGCUGUAGGCAAUUGUGUCCAGAAGAUCAGCAAAAAGUACCGUCAAAUUUUUAUGAAGCAAAAAAAUUCAUGAAAAACUUAGGUUUAGACUAUGUCAAAAUUGAUGCAUGUGUCAACAACUGCUUUCCGUAUUAUGGUGAUGAGGCAAAGUCACUUACUGCUUGUCCAGUUUGUGGUGAACCUAGGUAUAAAAAAUGCAACUCGAUUCAAACUCAAAAAAAAGGUAGGCCCAGGAAUUCUUUGUGGUAUCUACCUAUUAUUCCACGCCUACAGAGGCUGUACAUGUCUCGUAAAACUGCUGAGCAUAUGACAUGGCACCUUAAAUGUCGUGUUGACUCGGAGAUCCUCAUUCAUCCUGCUCAGUCUACUGCUUGGAAGCACUUUGAUGCCGUUCAUCCUUCAUUUGCAUCCGAUCUGCGAAAUGUCCAUCUUGGUCAUGCAACAGAUGGGUUUAACCUAUGGGGUCAUUCUUCGAGGUCAUAUUCCUGUUGGCCUGUUUUCAUUGUUGUUUACAAUCUUCCUCCUGAGAUGUGCAUGCGACCUAAGUUUACAUUCCUUAUACUCGUUAUUUCUGGACCAAAAAGUCCAGGAAAAAACAUUGAUGUUUUCCUCCAUCCACUUAUUGAUGACCUGAAAUGGUUAUGGUCGUCGGGGGUAGAAACAUUUGACAGCUUCCAUAAACAGAACUUCACAAUGCGAGCCAUGCUUAUGUGGACCAUAACAGAUUUCCCCAACUAUGGUAUGGUUUCUGGAUGGAGCAUGCAUGGUCGUCUAUCUUGUCCAUAUUGCAUGGAAAUGACUCGUGCUUUUUACUUGCAGCAUGGUCGCAAGAUCUGCUUCUUUGACUGUCAUCGGCAGUUUCUUCCUGCAUCACACUCGUACAGAAUGGAUGCAUCUCAAUUCCUUAAGGGCCACUUAGAAUUUGGGCCCCCUCCUCCACGAUUAGAUGGUCAUUUCGAUCGACUUCAAGUUGUUGCACUACCUGAUGUUUUAUUUGGAAAUCCAUCAGUAAACCAAACUAUUCCCGGGUUUGGUGAAACACACAAUUGGGUCAAAUGGAGUAUUUUCUGGGAACUCUCAUACUGGGGGGAUAACUUGAUUAGACACAAUCUUGAUGUCAUGCACUGUGAGAAGAAUUUUUUUGAUAACAUCAUACACACAAUCAUGAAUGACUUGUCCUCAAAAGACAAUGUUAAGUCAAGAAUGGACUUACCAUUGUACUGUGAUAGGGAAGAACUACACUUGUACUAUGAUAGUUCUGGGUCACUUUGCAUGCCAAAUGCAAGUUAUGCACUAGACACGGAUAAAAAAAGAUGUCUAUGUACAUGGCUCAAAUAUGUGCGAUUUCCAGAUGGGUUUGCAUCUAAUAUCGCACAUUGUGUGAACUUAGCUAAGCUACGCUUAGUUGGAUUGAAGAGUCACGAUUGCCACAUAUUCAUGCAAUGCCUCAUUCCAAUUGCUUUCCAUGGCUUGUUACCGGAUUCUAUAUGGGGUCCAUUAACAGAAGAUUUUGCUCACGAUAUUUUGGUGCGGAUCUUGAGACAAGUUGGAAUGAAGGCAGCUGAAUUUUAUGUCCUACUAAACUAUAGGGAAGUUGAUGCGCUUCUUAGCAUCUUUGAUCGAGAAGUUGGUGUAUAUAUGACCCCUUUUACUCCACACGAAGCACGCACCAGAAGUUUUGUUAUGUGGUUCAAAGAUAGGGUGUUAAAUGGCUAUCAUGAAGGGAAUGAGGUUUUGCAAUACCUUGCACUGGGCCCAUCAUGGACAGUGAAUGUGUACAGAGGAACAACCAUAUCUGAUGAUGUUGAGACUGAUUAUUGUGGCAUCCUUAAUGAAGUCAUUGAACUAUUGUAUUAUGGACCACAUGCGCAAAUGCAGACAAUUGUCUUAUUCAAUUGUGAUUGGUUCGAUACACAUAGGGGAACACGCAUUAACCAAGUUUACAACAUUGUUGAGGUCAACCCACGAUAUCAAUUGUCGACUGGUGAGCCAUUUUGCUUGGCGUGUCAAGCAAUGCAAGUGUAUUACAGUAGUUACCCAUCAGAAAAUCGAGCAACUCAUGGAUGGUUCGCCGCAUGCAAAAUACAUGCUAGACAUUUGGUCGACGCUUCUUCAACCUCACUUGAUAUGGAAGAAAUAUUCCAAGAUGAGGAGCCAGCAUCAACACAAUCGAAUCAGCAUAGUUCCAAUUUGGCAUCUACAGAAUGCGUGAAUCUACAUGCAGAAGGAGCAACAAUGGUUGACUUAAAUGGAGAUGCAAAUGAUGAUGUUGAUGAAAAUCUGAGUGAAGGAAAUGAAGGAUAUGAAAUAAGAGGCGAUGUUGGUGACGAUAGUAGUGAGACUGAAUAGUCGUUAAAUAAUUGAAGUUCAUGUAC
Molecule: messenger RNA, 3028 nt
Organism: Rubroshorea leprosula
Lineage: Eukaryota; Viridiplantae; Streptophyta; Magnoliopsida; Malvales; Dipterocarpaceae
Source: the annotation of a GenBank genome assembly